CCAAGUAGAUGAAUGCUGACGUUGUUGGGAAACGGGAAGGUGUCAAUGCUCUUGACAACCCAAAGCAAAAGAUCUGCCACAUUAUUGCCAGCGCAACAAUAAUGAGACCCUGAAAACCUCAAUGAGACCAUUGAUGGAUUGCAGCUGCUUGGCAUCAUCCGGAGUACUACACCAACAUCUUUAUCCUUUAUUAUAUAGCUUCGUUAGAUCAGAAACAAUAUCUCUCAAUAGUCUAGCCAGUGUGAAGAGCCAUUAUGAUAUCUUUUCGGUUGCUGCUGGGAUAUACCCUUGCUCUUUCGUGGGUAUCUUUGUCUCGUCAUUGCCAAUGCAGUGCCUUUUUGACCGGCCCUCCCACAAGGAGAGGCCAUAGCGGAAAGAUUGGCAGUGGGAACAGUAAUAAUGGUGGAAGGAUCCCACCACCUCGAGCUGCCAACAGGCAUGACGAUUGGGCAGAUGACGGGUUUUCGGACGAAGUAGUGGCAUCCUCGUUUCUUCAACAUAAUAAUGAAACAGACGAUGCCACCACACAGCAACAGCAACAAAUUGCCACAAACAAUAUGAUCAUGAGAGGUGGAUCUACCAAACCACCACCAAAAUCAUCAGACCACGAUCGAGUACUCAAGGGUGGAAAAGUCACACUGGCAUCCACGGCGUCCUAUUGGUCCGACGCUUUUGGAAAAGCAGGACAAGCCGUCACCAAACCCUUCAAAUCCGCAGGACAAGCCGUAUCGUCGCGCCUUCAGUCCAAAGAACAAAAGAAAGAACAAGAGUUACUGGACAAACUGGAAACCACCAAGGUACAGUCGGUCGUCAUGGUACCCAACACCACUGUGGUGCCCAACGAAGUCGUCCAAUUGGCAGCACGUCGAUCCGGACUCAUUGGAAAUCCUCUUCGGACCGAUCGAGUGCAAGAUUUUGCAGCCUCGCUCAAGAAAUGGUAUCAAAUGAGAGGAUAUAUCCUUCACUCCGUGACGGGGGCUACGUUGAAUACGGCGUCGGCCACGGCAGAAAUUCAAGUCCAAGAACCACACGUGUCGAGAGUGCCCGUCGAUAUCACAUUUUGUAAGGAAAUGGUGGUUGAUCCCGAAACUGGAAACAUUCUCACUUUUCGACAAUACAAGGAACGACAUAUGAAACGCAAAACGUUUGGUCACCGGUCGAUUACCAAAGCCGACACAAAUACUACCUUUGUCCAGACGACUGGCAAGACACGACCCUCUCGGAUUGCGCAAGUCCUUGGCUUGAAGCCGGGAGCACCCUUUCAAUGGGAUGCAUCCAGGUGGAGAUCCGUGUCGAGCAGUGGCAUUUUCGCACGCGUGCUGCAGGCUGGACCCCAACGAAUGCAGGAUGGAUCCGUACAAUUGCAAAUCUUGGCGACCGAAGCACCACCAAGGCACUUGGAAUACGGAGUGUCCAAAUCUCUCUACACUGGGUCCUGGGAAGGGGAAGUCGACUUUCAACACGAAAACUUGCUAGGAGGAGGUGAAAGUUUGGCCUUGCAAGUCCGGCGAGGGACCAAAGAUCCCGAACCCAGUGUGACAUUGCGCUUUAGUGAUGACAAGUUUGGCAUGCCAGGUGGGUAUGAUGUUGAAGCAUUUAGUGACUUUAUUGGAGAUACCGACGCAGAAGGUGGAACAAAGAAAGGAAAAAGCAAGAAGAGUGAUAAUGCAGAAGACUCUGUGGAAGACGAGACACCGCCAUCCAAAGAGCCCAACAAGUUGCUGGAUCGUAAAGGUAUGAGAUUCACCUAUCGGAAUCCAAUUGAAACGAAGCGAAUAAGGCACAGCAGCGCCAGUACGUCCUUGGAGCGAACAGCAACACAGUCGGGGAUUCGAGAAACCAUUGGUUGUGGCAGUCUGACUUUAGGGCCUUUUCGAAGAGAGCUACCACUGGAUGCAAGGUCGAGUAUUGAUGGAAGAUUCACUACUGGCUUGCGUGUCCCAGAAGGAUCCGUCCAAGCUGAACUUUCUUCAGACAAAAACACGGAAAUCCGCGGUGGUUCUACUACCUACCAGGGAUUGACGUUGCUCCCAUUCACGUCCUUUCGACUGACGACCACACAAGUCUUGCCGCUCUUGUCAUCAUCCUAUUCUGCUUCAUCCGCUGCCGAGCCUGAAAAGCAACCAUCACUUGCACUUCGACACACGGUCUCAGGGUCAACGCGCAACCUCCCCCAGCAUGAGCAGAAUGCCAUGGGAUUCUCGUCAAUGAUUCGAGGAGGACAAUCCAAGGGUGGCAUCUCAACCUAUGUCACCGGAGCCACCGAGUUGAGAAUUCCUCUCAACAUCAUGGGCGGCAGCAAGAGAAUCCAGAAUCUACAACAAGAUGCCAGUGUUGUCCUCUUUGGUGACUGGGUGUCAGCGCGGAAGAACAACGGAUCACCGUUUGCCUUUGAAAAGUCAAUCGGCGUGGGAUUUCGUAAGAUUGCACAAGGAAUUCCCCUCAAAGUUGAUUUUUGCUAUGCUGGUAAUGGCAAAAUCAAAUCCAAUUUUGGGCUUGGCCGUGACUUCGACGUUUAACCAAAAACCGCAUCGCAGCCAGCUUUCCACUUCGACGUUUAAUUUAGCAUGUACUUUAAAAAGCAUCAGAGCUUUACUUCCUGCUAGUAGCAACCUGUAUUCGUUCCGGUGGAGCGAGUUCUAAGAAAUGGAUCUUCAAGUACUAGUA
Seminavis robusta is the source of this 2667-nucleotide messenger RNA. The record is from the annotation of a GenBank genome assembly. NCBI's taxonomy places the organism in Eukaryota, Bacillariophyta, Bacillariophyceae, Naviculales, Naviculaceae.